AUGGCGGGAAUAAAAUCUUUAGCAGUAAGAGGAAUUCGUAGUUUUGGUCCAGAAGACAAUGAUGAACAAAGGGUAUCGUUUGAGAAACCCUUAACUUUAAUACUAGGACAAAAUGGAUGUGGUAAAACCACAAUUAUUGAAUGUUUACGUUACGCUAUCACUGGACAAAUGCCGCCGGGCAGUCGAAAUGAAUGUUUUGUUCAUGAUGCCAAAGUAAACAGGUCCACUGAAGUAAUGGGGCAAGUAAAAUUGAAGAUUGUAAAUGCAAAAGAUAAACAAUUGGAAGUAUCAAGAUCUAUGAGAGUGACUGCUUAUUUGAAUAAGAAGUCUAAAUUUCAAACUUUGGACUCAUUUCUCUCAGUAGUAGAUGGAAGUGGUAAAACAAAGGACAUUUCUUCCAGAUGUGCAGAUUUGGAUUUUGUAAUGCAUGAAGAAUUAGGAGUGUCCAAAGCCAUACUAAACUCAGUGAUAUUCUGCCAUCAAGAAGAUUCCAGUUGGCCCUUAGAUGAAGGAAAAAAAGUUAAGGAAAGAUUUGAUGAGAUCUUUGAUGCAGACAAGUACAGUGAUUGCUUUGAUCGUCUGAGGAAAAUAAGAAAAGAAUAUGCUACUAAUAUUAAAUUAUUAGACCAAGAAGUAUCUUUCUUAACAGAAAAAAAACAAGAUCUAGACAAGAAAAAACUUGAUUUGGUUAACACUGAGUCGCGAAUCUCUGAAGCAGAAAUAAAAAUAGCCGAGCUGAGUCAUAAAUUAAAACCCAUAACAGAAAAAUUAAUUGCUAUUGAAACUUUGCAGAAGAAUUUGGUGGAAUUUGAAACUAAACGAGAGAAAAUUAAGACUAGAUUAGAACAUAGUAAAAAUGAGGAACAGGAGUUAAUGAAAUCAAUCCAAAGCACUUUUGAAGGAUCGAUCGAAGAGCUUCAAGAAACUAUAGCUAACUAUGACUCAACCGCUAAAAGUAAGAGAGCUGAGUUGGAUGAUUCGUACAAUAAGAACUUCACGUUCAAUAAAGAAGAGGAGAGAAUAGGAAAUGAAAAGACUUCUAAUGAGGUUAAAUUCAACAAACUGAUUCUACUGGAAAGUCAGAACCAAGAUAAGAUAGAUAAAAGGAAUGUCUUGAUUGUGGAGACCGCUAAGCUUGCUGACCUUGAAUUGGAAAAGAUAGAAAGUAAUGAAGAAGCAAUAAAUGGUAUGAGCGCCAUUAGUGAGAAGAUUGCGGAAUUGCAAAAAAAAUUGAAAGAACAAAAAGCUGUCACCGAUCAACAUGAAAAAGAACUACAGAAAUAUAUUGAUGGGAGUAGAGACACACUUUCUCGUCAUAAACAAAAAAUAUCGAACAAAGAAUCUGAAAUACAAAAUGUAAAAAAAGAUUUAGUUAAAAUAGAAAAGCAAAUAAAUGAUGCCAACAAGUCGAAACUGAAAGUAGAGGUUUUGGAAACAAAAUUAAAAAAUGCAGAAGAGGAAUAUGAAAAACUUGUAAAUGAACUAAACACAGAAGAAGUCCAAAAUGAGAUAAACGCUGAUGAAAAACUUAUAGAGGAGCAGGAGCAAGAGCUUGAACAACUUAGUGAAAAGAUAACUAAAUUACAAAAGCAGAGUUCAAAGUUGAAAGAAAAAGAUAUGAUUGAAGAGUCUUUAAAACAAAAAGAGAAACAAUUAACGGUGCUAAAGAACAAACAUAAGUCAGCCAUUACAGAGUUGCUCGGCAGUAUUCCGGAGAAAGACUUUGCUAUUUCUAUCAACAAAAUUGAAUGCCAAUUAAGAACUGAAGUUGAGUCACUUAAAAAGAAGAUGACUGAUAAACAAAAUGAGAUAACGCGGCUGGAGGCGGAGCGGCGGCACGCGCGCGAGGCGCUGGGCGCGCGGCGCGGCGAGCUGGCGCGCGCGCAGGACCGCAUGUACCAGGCGUGCGGCGCCGCGCCCUACGACCAAGCGCUCGCCAAGGCCGCCGCCGCCGUUGACAGGCUCCAGGAAGAGCAAAACCUUCUGCAAUCGUCAAUGUUCAUUAUAGCGAAAUAUAAAGGACAAUUAAAAGAUAACAACUGCUGCCCGCUCUGCAAUCGUGGGUUCGAUUCCGAAUCCGAGGUAACAGAUUUGAUAUCUCAAUUAACAACUCAAGUGUUAAAUGUACCUACGAAAUUAGAGAAAGUGACGGAAGAACUGCAGCGUGCCUCCGCUAAGAAAGAUGACUUGUUAAGUAUGAGGUCUGUUAACGAGACUAUUGUCACCUUGAAAGAUACUGACAUACCGCAGCUUGAGAAACGCAUGGAGGAAAUUGACAAGGAAAUAUCAAGUCUAACAGAAACAAUGGAAGAGCUAUCAAUGACGGUGAUAGAGCCGGAGCAGAAGUUGCAGACGGCGCGCUCGCUGCAAGGCGACAUGCCGCUCAUAGACCGGUUCACUAAUGAAGUCAAAACUACUACUAAAAACCUAGAGACGCUAAAGGAGCAGUGUACAGACUUCAUAUCCGAUACGAGUCUAGAGGAAGCUACCCAGCGGCAGACGGAGGCGCGCGCGCAGGUGAGCACGCUGCGAGCCCGCGCGCGCGCCGCGCAGUCGCGCCUCAACGCGCACGCGCGCCGCACGCACGCCGCCGCCGACAAGAAGACCAAGGUCAAGGAGGACCUGCUCAACAUGCAGAAGAAGGUACAAGAAUUAUGUAACUUGCAAGAAACUCAAAAACAAUUGGAGUCAAACAGGGAGAAGUUCUUGGUAGAACUAAAGGAACUGCAAGAUGGUAUAGAACCUUUAGAGCUGGACCUCAAGGAGAAAGAAAAGACUAAGAGCGAAGCUGUAAAGAAAAAUAGGUCUGAAAUAGACGUUAAGAAGAAUGAAGUAGUCAAAAUAGAAAACGCUUUUGAUAAAGUAAAAUCUAUAGACUUAGACAUCAGACAACAUAAGGAACGAAACUUGCCGCGAGAGAUGGAAAAGAUUAAAGAAGCUAAUGAGAAGUUGUUAGGGAGACAAAAACAAAUUAUGACCGACCGAGAUACUCUUACAAAGAGAAUAGACAGCUUGAAAGAUGAAUUAGCCAAGCAGGAGAUAUAUAAAAGAAACUUAGAAGACAAUUUAAAACUGCGUAAGGCGCAAAAGGAGAUAGAAACGUGCGAGAAAGAUCUGGCAGUAAUCAGUGAGAAGCUGAGCGGCGUCAACACCGACAUGAUCUCGGAAAAGGGGCCGCUGAUCACAGAACAAACUCAAAUAUUCCGGGAGAAAGCACAAACUGAAGGGCAAUUAAGUGAACUAAAAGAAAGACUGAAACAAAAUAAGCAGGAACUCAAAAAAGCUCAGAACAAAGAUGUAGAAAAAAAUUAUCGUCAGAAAUUUUACGAGCUUCACGUCACCAAGGCGAUAGAUAAGGAUGUCAGAGAUUACUCCGUCGCGCUAGAGAAGUGUUUGAUGGAAUUUCACAGGGAGAAAAUGGAGAAUAUCAAUCUCAUUAUACGCGGAAUGUGGAGAAAGAUAUACAGAGGAAACGAUAUUGAUUACAUUGAAAUAAAAACUGAGGGCAGUAUGUCUGUUGAUUCAGAACGACGAAAAUAUGAUUAUAGAGUUGUACAAUGUAAAAAUGGAGUGGAGAUUGAUAUGAGAGGGCGGUGCAGCGCCGGGCAGAAGGUGUUGGCGUGUCUCAUCAUUCGGCUGGCUCUGGCCGAAACAUUUAGUUCACGAUUUGGAAUAUUAGCGUUAGAUGAACCCACUACCAAUCUAGACCACGAGAACAUUAAGAGUCUGUGUUCCGCUCUCGGUGAAAUCGUACAGGAAAGAAUGACUCAGAAGAACUUUAUGUUCAUUAUAAUAACACACGAUAAAGAAUUCAUCGAAUCCUUGGGAAAUAUCGAUAAAGUAACGCACUAUUAUGAAGUCUCCAGAAAUGAAGAAGGAAAAUCAAGGGUUAAGAAGAUUAGGUUUUCC
Molecule: messenger RNA, 3909 nt
Organism: Brenthis ino (lesser marbled fritillary)
Lineage: Eukaryota; Metazoa; Arthropoda; Insecta; Lepidoptera; Nymphalidae
Source: the annotation of a GenBank genome assembly